Molecule: messenger RNA, 1188 nt
Organism: Nerophis lumbriciformis (worm pipefish)
Lineage: Eukaryota; Metazoa; Chordata; Actinopteri; Syngnathiformes; Syngnathidae
Source: RefSeq, a predicted model, not a curated record
AUGGAACGUGUGCCUUGCCUCCGCGUGUCGCUUUGUCGUGCACAACAAAUAAGGGAACACCUCCAGUCACGAGAUUUCCUGGAUCGAAGUUUAUGUAUGGUGAAAGAACCUUCUGGAACUGUCCUUCUUCCCAUUUUAAGUUCUUGUUUACCACAAAUGGAUCAAACCUUUCUGAAAGAUGUGACAACAGUUUGGUGCCAGCCAUCUGCGCUGUCCAAGAAGGAGAGACGAAGGAAAAGUGGUAAGCUGGAAGAUGUUUUACAGGAGUUGUUGCAGUCUCAUGGAGAAAUUUGGACAAAGGAGUUGAGGGAGGAUCUGCCUCGCAGCUUCCAGUGGCAUGGAGAUUUAGUCCUGCUGGGGCAAAACUGUUUCUCCCUCCCUCAAUGGAAGAAAAUUGAUCAAAAACUAUGGCACGCAGUUGCAAAAGGCCUGGGAGCUAAACGACUGGCGAGAAUGAGUCGAAUCUCCAGUAAUGGCUUCCGAGCUCCUCAAGUGACUAUCCUGCUGGGAGAGUAUAGUUGGGUCAAACAUGUGGACAAUGGCAUUACGUAUGAGUUUGAUGUCACCAAAUGCAUGUUUUCAGCUGGAAACAUCACAGAGAAGUUGCGGGUUGCCGGAUUUGACUGCAGGGGUGAGACUGUGGUUGAUUUAUAUGCCGGUAUAGGAUAUUUUACACUUCCGUAUCUGGUCCAUGCGGGUGCAGCACAUGUCCACGCCUGCGAGUGGAACCCAAAUGCGAUCGAGGCUCUACGUAAAAAUCUCGUGACCAACAAAGUUCAGGACCGCUGCACAGUUCACCCGGGGGACAACCGACAAAUACAGCUGUGCGACAUUGCAGACCGGGUGAACCUCGGCCUUAUUCCGAGCUCUGAGGACGGCUGGCCGGUCGCCUGCCGCCUGUUGAAUAAAACAACCGGCGGUUUUCUACACAUUCAUCAAAAUGUUACAUCACCAAACAUCAUUGCCACGCAUGCGACGGAUGACACAAAUUCGGGCGGAUCUGUGAGGGGAGCUGACCGGGAGGCAUGGAAGGCCUGGGCUGACAAUGCUGCGAGCCACAUCGCGUGCCUUUUGAGGGAACUCACCGCCACAUUGUGGAAAACAAACAUCCGACAUAUUGAGCGUGUGAAGUCUUAUGCGCCUCGUGUGCAUCAUGUUGUACUGGACUUGGAGUGCAGACCAGCCUAA